Pungitius pungitius (ninespine stickleback) is the source of this 1244-nucleotide messenger RNA. It is a transcript of the gene mcrip2, whose product is annotated as MAPK regulated corepressor interacting protein 2. Bases 526 to 948 code for a protein of 140 amino acids. The transcript has 5 exons. The record is from RefSeq and is a predicted model, not a curated record. NCBI's taxonomy places the organism in Eukaryota, Metazoa, Chordata, Actinopteri, Perciformes, Gasterosteidae.
AAGCUCCAGCCGGCUUGACCCUGGCCAGAAUCACCGUAGCUUUCCGAGCCGAUUGGAAGCGUUCAACGUGCGUUGCGUCACAGAGCGGAGGUGUCGCAGUCGGUCCCGGUGCUUCAGCGGGACGUAGAGAGCAGGCUGUCCGGCCUGGAACUUUUGGGACGUCAGAAAAAAAGCACAAGGCCCCCCUCCCUCCACCUCCCGGGGGACAGAGACACGGCGUUUCUCCUUGGAUGACCUACGCACGAGCUCUCGUGGUAGCAGCAGCGGAGCACCUGCUGGUUUGGAGCUGUAACCGAUCUACAGAGGGCAAAAAGUCAAGGCGAGUCUCCCCGCAGCUGGAGCAGCUGACCCGGGCUCGGUGAGGGAGGGGGGGCACAAAAAAAAUCACGCAGCAAAUUAGUUUUUUUUAUUUUUUAUUUUUUUUAUCGUCGUUGAUGCGUCAUCCGGUCGAUGUGCCUACCUGCUCGUUGAGAAGAGAGCCCGGGUCUUUUACACGAGGGCACCACGGAACAUCUCGGAGCUCACAUGAUGUACACGAUCACCAGAGGUCCCAGUAAACUUGUUACACAACGGAGGACAGGUCCCACGCAGCAAAUUGAGAGCAAAUUCGGCGACUUGAAGCCGACGCCGUGGCUCUCAUCGAGCUCUCCGCCCCCAAAGAUCGUCUUCAAUCGUCUGAACGGGAAGCGUUACCACGGCGCCGCCGCCCAGAAGAGCGCCGGCCCAGCAGAGGGGUUCACUCCCGACCAUGAGGACAACGUCAGGUUUGUGCAUGAAGCAUGGCAGGAGGUGGAGCAGAAGCUGGGGGGCGGGGCCUCAGCCGACACCCAGGGGCCCGUUCAGUACACCGAGAGGACUCCCAGCGCUGCGAUGAAGAACUUUGUGCCCAUCGACCUGGAGGAGUGGUGGGCUCAGCGCUUCCUUGCCAACAUCGCCAACCUGUCAUGACCGUGAGACGGGAGGCUCCGAGUCGACGCCCCUUCACGAGGGUGAAGAGGAGGCGAGUACGUCAGCGAGGCGAAAGGCCCGUCCAUCAUGUGGGAUCUGACCCGAUGCCCUGUGCUUCACGCGGCUGCAGAGAAAACAGAGUGCAGGACGUAAACCAACCCCAGACUGAACUGUGACGUCGCUGUGGAGGACCCGCCUCCUCACACCGAUGACCUAUCAGAAGCUGUGAGAACCCGCUCGAGUGUCCUCGGCUGAUCUUUGGAUAUAAAUUGAAAGUAAAAUGUUUUUCAAAAACA